AGCACCACUUAGCGCGGCCGUCCAAAUUUCACUCCCACCGCCAUCAUGACAGAGAACACAUAUGACAUAUCGCAACACUUCCGCUGGAACCCAGAUUAUGACGCAGUUUUAGAGCAAAUCGCUGACUCUGACAUAGAAGAGUCAAAGAUAGAAUGGGCCCUGUUACGCGACGUGAUUAAAUACAAGGUGGACGAGAAUAUCGCCCUAUUUCUAGCAGAUCCACUCCCUCACAAUACAGUGGAAUUCCAACCGUUGCCUGAGGAUCUCCUCAAAGCUGGUAACUUAAAGUUACCCCCGUUCCCGCUUCGCGAACAGAAUGAUCUCAACCACAGCGAGGUACCGAAAGCGUAUAUGAACCAGCAAGAAGCAGGCGAGGUCAAAGCUUUCAUUUUCAGGCAACUGCAUGAAUUUGAUGAGUGCGUACAUAUCUGUGGUCAUCUACGAUAUCUGAUUGCAGAUGGCGUUAGCGAUCCUCCUUUCACCAUACAACGUGUCUGUGAACUCUGCACACGACCAAAACAACACUAUAAAGCUCUUGGAAAGUAUCUUCGAGCGGUAGAGAAAUCAUUGCUCGUUACAUCCUCGUGGGACGCUUUCCCUGCGGAAGAAUCCAACCAAGACGGCCCAACGAUAUCUUCAUUAUCCAUGACAGCUGGUUUACUGUCAGCACCGACUACUCCGCUCUUCUCUCCCAUAUUCUUUCAUCAUGAAGAUGCACGUUCAAAGUCACAAAGUCCUCCUCCAUCGCCUCUAGCACUAAGUGGCAUGGAAUCUACGGGACACGUCGAACCCUUGGAAGGGAUGCCACCCAAAGCACUUGGCCUAGUAGAUGAAUUGGACGACCCAGGCCCAGGGCACUUGAGCAGUCAUCCAACAGCUCUUACAGCUGUUACCACGGUGGGCUCAAAGCCAUUCAUGGAUACGCUAGAGACAAGGUUUGUGAGAGGAGAGGGACAACAUGAUAUGGAUAGCAGUGAUCAAAGGAUGGCAGAUGGUGCGGGAGAUAAGGAAACUAUAAAUUGACGGUGCUUUCAUCUGAACUGGGAACGAUUCAGUAAGAGCCGUGACAUAUACCCAACGUCAAGGUACGCACCACGAUAAACGGGGUGUAUUGUAUCUCAUUCAAGUAAAAUCGCGCUUGAUUUUUUCGAGCAUGGCCGUCAUCCGAUACUUCAUGUUGGGUUGGCCCUUCCCAUGCCCCCGAUCUCCAAAGGAAGCACCGCGCCCUCCCCUGGUGCUGCCUCUCUGCGGAUUGGUACCACGAGAAGGUUUU
This is a messenger RNA of Suillus discolor, 1273 nucleotides long. RefSeq names its product PPP4R2-domain-containing protein. Gene Ontology annotation, biological process: protein dephosphorylation. Bases 46 to 1023 code for a protein of 325 amino acids. The record is from RefSeq and is a predicted model, not a curated record. Gene Ontology annotation, cellular component: protein phosphatase 4 complex; nucleus; cytoplasm. Lineage: Eukaryota; Fungi; Basidiomycota; Agaricomycetes; Boletales; Suillaceae. The transcript is spliced from 4 exons. Gene Ontology annotation, molecular function: protein phosphatase regulator activity.